CAAACUUGGCCCGGCUAUCGAACCUCACCAUCCCCACUCUGGAUCAGGGCUACUAUAUAUCAAGCUUAGCUACGAAUCUUGUGGACCUGUUGGAGCUCGAGAUACAGCGUCAAUUGAUGACGGCAACCUCUCCAUGACUUGAACAGCGCGACCCCAUCUUUAUCUGGCCCAGAGUGACCACUACGCGUCUCUUGAAGCCAUGCAUCACUCCAGUCUGCGAUCAUGGCCUCUCUGGCUGGGCACCAUAGCUGGCAUGUUCUCACCGGCGGAAGGGCAGCAAGCCCUUGAAGAGAAGUACAAGGCAGCGUGCCCAGACUACAAAAGAUACUCCAUGUUUAUGCAUCGACCGUUCUCGGAAGGGGAAAUGCAGCUGCCAUUCCAGCGGCCCGAGAUCCGCUGUCGAACGUUCACAUCGCCGCUCGUGGAGGAGGUUAUCGACGAUAUCACAAGCAAGAUGGUAGACAAGGACCUGGCACGCCUCUUCGAGAACGCCUUCCCAAACACGCUCGAUACAACCGUCCGAUGGCACAUCGACGGGAAGGAAAAGUCAAAGCACACAGAGCUGAAGCGUGGCACACGGGAUGAAGGGAAAUGGGAGGGUCCCCAAUCGUUCGUGGUAACCGGGGACAUCAACGCCGAAUGGCUCCGCGACUCCACAAACCAGCUGCUUCAAUACCAACCACUAGCAAAGAAGGACGAGGCGAUCUUCAACCUGAUUCUCGGGGCGAUCAACACACAAGCAGAAUACGUGAUCGAGUCACCGUACUGCAAUGCCUUCCAGCCCCCUCGAGCGUCAAAGCUGCCAGCUACCCAGAAUGGACAAGAGGACUCUGUCCAUCCAGCCUACGAACCAUCCUUCGUCUUCGAAUGUAAGUAUGAGCUCGACUCCCUAGCACACUUCCUCGCACUGGCAAAUACGUUUUACAACCACACCGGUUCGUUCGACUUCCUUACCCCGCGGUGGUACAAAGCGCUCGACACAGUCCUCGGAGUCUUGGAUCAACAGUCACAAUCCACAUUUGAUCCCGAGACCGGGAGAUUUGAACGAAAUGCAUACACCUUUUCUCGACAGACGACACAGGGAACGGAAACGCUGCCUUUAGGCGGGGUAGGGAAUCCAUUGAAUUGGGGCACAGGCUUGAUAAGAUCUGCGUUCCGUCCCAGCGACGACGCAACGAUACUAGGAUUUUACAUCCCAGCAAACGCGCAAAUGGCCGUCGAGCUGAAGAAAACGGCCGACAUGUUAGCAGCAGCGAAAGAAGUGUCACGAGCGCAGCUUCUCGAUAAACGGGCACAGACGAUCACGGAUGGGAUCUGGGAGCAUGGCGUGGUGUUGCAUAAGAAAUAUGGGAGGGUAUUUGCGUACGAGGUUGACGGGUAUGGAGGGCAGAUAUUAAUGGAUGAUGCGAAUGUGCCUAGUUUACUAGCCCUCCCGAUUAUGGGCUUUGUGGAGAGGGAUAAUGUGGUGUAUCAGAAUACUAGGAAGAUGUUGUUGAGUAAGGAGGGCAAUCCGUAUUUUCUUGAGGGGUCGGCGUUUACUGGGAUUGGUGGUCCUCACAUCGGCUUCGAAUACGCCUGGCCAAUGUCUCUCCUCCUACAAGCCAUGACCUCAGACAAUGAUACGGAAAUCAGCCACUGCAUUAAAUUGGUGCUCUCCGCUUCGCCGUUAGGACUUGUCCAUGAAUCGAUCAAUGUGAAUCGAAUUCAUGAUUAUACUCGCAGCUGGUUUGCAUGGGCAAACUCCGUCUUCGCGCAGACGAUCCUUGAUAUAGCGAAGAGGAAACCCCAUUUGAUUUUUGGUGAGGGGGCGGAUGCUUAUGUUGUUGAAUAGGUAGAUAAGAUGAGGAAUGAAUAGAUGAAUGAAGACAAUGAACAAGGCCAUUGUUCUAGACAAUAUUGGAACAAAAAUGGGGUUUAGUGCCGAAAUUCACCUGAAGACUAGACACUGACUGGAAUCUCAAUGUACCGGAUCAACCUUGUACAUAGAGUUGAUGUGCAACAAAGUAUCUCACGCUCCAUAUUCACUGUCACCCCAUAUUAUCGGAUAAAAC
Hyaloscypha bicolor E is the source of this 2051-nucleotide messenger RNA. RefSeq names its product glycoside hydrolase family 125 protein. Lineage: Eukaryota; Fungi; Ascomycota; Leotiomycetes; Helotiales; Hyaloscyphaceae. The transcript is spliced from 3 exons. Bases 200 to 1831 code for a protein of 543 amino acids. Gene Ontology annotation, biological process: carbohydrate metabolic process. The record is from RefSeq and is a predicted model, not a curated record.